UUUUACUUUAUUACUCAUUGAGCACCGAAUUAAAGAGAUCUCCUGAUUUCCCUCUGCCGGUCCUCUACACCUGCCGCCUUACUCCGCCGCACAUCGCCGGAAAACUGCAACGAAUACUCAUAAUAAUAUAACAAAACAUGGUGGUGGUGGCUUCGGGUACAAACUCAUUCGCUAAAGAGAUGACCAUUCGAAAACGCAUCGGCAACAUAUUUAAUAAAAGAGUGGAAGAUUUUCCAUCAUUAAGAGAGUAUAACGACUACUUAGAGGAAGUUGAGGACAUGAUUGUAAACUUGGUUGAUGGAGUAGACGUUCCUGCCAUUGAAGCAAAGAUUGCUCAAUACCAAAAAGAAAAUGCAGAACAAAUAAUGAAUGCUCAAGCUCGUAAGGCUGAAGAAUUUGCAGCAGCACUGGCAGCAAGCAAAGGACAAACUGCACAAACCGAUGUUGAUAUGAUCACGGGAACAGGCUCCCAGUUCGGGGUGUCAACCUCAGACGGGCAUUACGUACCUGCAGUUGCUGGAGGAAUCGCGCAACCUCGACCCACACAGCCACACCCGAUGGGGUCUGGGGAUGAUCUGCAUGCAUAUCAUAUGGAUGAUGAAGAAACGAUGAGACUAAAAGCAGAACGGGGCGGGAAAGCAGGUGGUUGGAGCAUAGAAUUAAGCCGAAAACGAGCCCUUGAAGAAGCUUUUGGGAGUAUUUGGAUCUAAACUUGCAAUUAAUUUAAUAUUUUUAACUUAUAAUAUUAGAGUGUAAAGAUUUUCAGGUAAUCGUGUCGACUUGUGGUUGAGUAAGAUCGCGUGCUCAUCAAGUGUCGAGAUCGGGAUCGCGUGUGUUAAGUCGGAAAAUGUAAAACAUUUUUGAUUAAUUUUGUAAUCUAAAUUUGUAAUUCAGAAAACAUAUGGAGAAGAGCUGAACUGUAUGGGAAAAUAUUAAUGUUUGUCAUUGCAAUGUAUUACCAAAGCUGAUAUAAAAUACUUUUUAUU
Helianthus annuus (common sunflower) is the source of this 986-nucleotide messenger RNA. RefSeq lists its product as uncharacterized. The transcript is spliced from 5 exons. Gene Ontology annotation, cellular component: transcription factor TFIIH holo complex. Gene Ontology annotation, biological process: regulation of transcription by RNA polymerase II; DNA repair; regulation of cyclin-dependent protein serine/threonine kinase activity. Lineage: Eukaryota; Viridiplantae; Streptophyta; Magnoliopsida; Asterales; Asteraceae. Bases 138 to 710 code for a protein of 190 amino acids. The record is from RefSeq and is a predicted model, not a curated record.